Molecule: messenger RNA, 7335 nt
Organism: Trichechus manatus latirostris (Florida manatee)
Lineage: Eukaryota; Metazoa; Chordata; Mammalia; Sirenia; Trichechidae
Gene: SEPTIN11
Product: septin 11
Exons: 9
Coding region: 335-1651 (438 amino acids)
Biological process (GO): cytoskeleton-dependent cytokinesis; intracellular protein localization; cilium assembly
Cellular component (GO): septin complex; septin ring; cell division site
Molecular function (GO): GTPase activity; molecular adaptor activity; GTP binding
Source: RefSeq, a predicted model, not a curated record
CUUGAAAGUUUUGCUUAAGUGAUUGAAUCUAUCAAAAUGGGUGGUUUUUCAUGUUACUUAAGUGCCCCAUCUCUAUACAUCUCUUUAUGUGUAGCCACUUCAAGAAGCUGAAAUUUCCCUGGACCAUUACAAUUGUAACAAGGAAUGAGUUACCCUGGGAUGUAGUGUGUUUUGGGAGACAGUGUGUGAUUUUGUGAAAGAGAAUGGCUUUGGAGUUGUUGGUGCCUUCUGUAGUGUAGAGCUCAAGGAGAGUGUGGGUACAGAGGGAAUCUCUGUUUUUCCAUGGAUGAAUAAACGAGAGGAAGGGAGAGAGUAAUAAUGUCUGUAAUGUGUGAUGCCUAUGUGGCAUAAUUCCUGGAUUCUCAAAUAUUCCCCUCUGAAAUUCCAGAGUGAAGAGCUUCGAAACUUGUCCCUUUCUGGCCAUGUGGGAUUUGACAGUCUCCCUGACCAGUUGGUCAACAAAUCCACUUCUCAAGGAUUCUGUUUCAACAUCCUGUGUGUUGGUGAGACAGGCAUUGGCAAGUCCACGUUAAUGGACACUUUAUUCAACACCAAAUUUGAAAGUGACCCAGCUACUCAUAAUGAACCAGGUGUCCGGUUAAAAGCCAGAAGUUAUGAGCUUCAGGAAAGCAAUGUACGGCUGAAGUUAACCAUCGUUGACACCGUGGGAUUUGGAGACCAGAUAAAUAAAGAUGACAGCUAUAAGCCAAUAGUGGAAUAUAUUGAUGCCCAAUUUGAGGCCUACCUGCAAGAGGAACUGAAGAUCAAACGUUCUCUCUUCAAUUACCAUGACACGAGGAUCCACGCAUGCCUCUACUUCAUUGCCCCAACCGGACAUUCGCUGAAGUCCCUGGAUCUGGUCACCAUGAAAAAGCUGGACAGUAAGGUGAACAUCAUUCCAAUAAUUGCAAAAGCUGAUACCAUUGCCAAGAACGAAUUGCACAAAUUCAAGAGUAAGAUCAUGAGUGAACUAGUCAGCAAUGGUGUCCAGAUAUAUCAGUUUCCUACAGAUGAAGAAACAGUGGCAGAGAUUAAUGCAACAAUGAGUGUCCAUCUCCCAUUUGCAGUGGUUGGCAGCACCGAAGAGGUGAAGAUCGGCAACAAGAUGGCAAAGGCCAGGCAGUACCCUUGGGGUGUAGUGCAGGUUGAGAAUGAAAACCAUUGUGAUUUUGUGAAACUUCGAGAGAUGCUGAUCCGUGUGAACAUGGAAGACUUGCGAGAACAGACUCACACUCGCCACUAUGAAUUGUAUCGUCGCUGUAAGCUUGAGGAGAUGGGGUUCAAGGACACUGAUCCUGACAGCAAGCCGUUCAGUCUUCAGGAGACAUACGAAGCAAAAAGGAAUGAAUUCCUUGGAGAACUUCAGAAGAAAGAAGAAGAAAUGAGACAAAUGUUUGUUAUGAGAGUGAAGGAGAAAGAAGCUGAACUUAAAGAGGCAGAGAAAGAGCUUCACGAGAAGUUUGACCUCCUAAAGCGGACACACCAAGAAGAGAAGAAGAAAGUGGAAGACAAGAAGAAGGAGCUUGAGGAGGAGGUGAACAAUUUCCAGAAGAAGAAGGCAGCAGCUCAGUUACUACAGUCCCAGGCCCAGCAAUCUGGGGCCCAGCAAACCAAGAAAGACAAGGAUAAGAAAAAUGCAAGCUUCACAUAAAGCCUGGCAAGCCAAGGAUGUUCCCGCAUUCACCUGCUUUUGCAGUAAUAUUGUGUCUCUGCCAUCUGUGUCCUUUUAUUUUACUAUAUAUAUUAUUAUUAUUAUUAUUAUUAUUUUUUUUUUUUACUCUUCCCCAAAUGCCAAUAGCAAUUAACUCAUUGUGCUAAAUGUUGUUGGGUGACGGAAAAUGGUAGCACGAGGGAGUGACAGCAAAGGCUGUGUGCAGCUGGACUUUGUUUCUGGAAAGUAAAUGAUUUGCCUUUUUAUGCUUGUUCAGAAUGGCAGCAGUAAGCAUGCCUGUCACUUGUAUGUUGCUUUGGACUGAGGAAGGGAGGGUAAGAUGCUACAUGUACGUCUGACAUGAAAACUCGCCACUUCAGCAGCUGAACUAAAAACCUCACUAGCCACAACUUGCAUUUUCGCGAUCAUUCAUCUCCAUGAUUGCAAAAACCCUGAACUUACGCUGUCACUUCUCCACACCUGCCCCAAAUCACGGUAGAUUCGUAUGUAGGCAGAACAGUGGGUAAGCAUUCUGUGAUGUUUACAUUUUCAUGAAUUGUUUUCACUUUAAUUGAUAACAUUAUUUGACCUGGGCUUAUAGGUCUGUUCAGACUGACCAUCUUCUCUUAUGGUUUUAACUUUGGCUGAACCCCUAUCUCAAAUUCUUGCCAAGCUGGAGACGACUGUCCUAAAAAAAUUAUGAUCAUGCUCACUUUAACUAGUGCAGCCUUGAUCCUUUCACAGAGAUCUCGUACAACAUUGCUUAGUACAAGAACUUCCUAUUAAGGAUAAUGGGUUUUCCACAACCUACUUACUACUUAAGACAAGAAAUCUUUCAUCAACAUACCUGAAUUUGCUCUCAGUGGGUUGAGGGGAGAGGACCCUUGUGACUGAUUUCAAGAUAUCAGCACAGCUUCUAAUAAAAUUUCCCCUAAGCACAAGGAAAAAAAUUUCCAGAAAUUCUUCACAUGGGAAAUUCAAGCACACCUUUGAGAGGACUUUGUCAUUGAAGGUAAAAUGGGAAAAACACAGGACAAACCCAUGAGCCAAAGUAGAAAUUCAGCUUCACGUCCAGCUGCCUUGCUUAGUCCCCUUUCAAUAUUUGGCAGUAAAGGGAAGAAGAAAUAGAACAGCUAAGUUUUUCAAACCCAGUUGUCCUGAGGGAAUUUUCUUCACCUUUCCCUUCACCACAGCUAGUCCCACCUGUUCUUUGUGUCCAAGGCCAAUUGAGAUGAAGCAUCAGAGCCUCAUCAACGAGGAUUAGGGCUGACCCAUACACCAUGAUGUAUACUACACACCUGAUUUGUAGGGAAAAGGGUGUAUUUCUUUAAUCCCUUUUCUGUACCAUUCCUUUCUGAUGCUUGUCCUUUCAUCUUCUUGAUUUUCUUUCUCUGCUAACAAGAUCCUCCUAGCUUUCCCUCUAACUCUGCCAUCUCCUGUUUCUUGAAAGGAUAACAUUUCUUCUGAGCCUGAUAAUUCACCUCUGCAUUUUUCUUCUGGCCUUCACUAGUCAAACAUCAAAUAAAUAAGAGAAUUCACCUGUUCCCCCACCUCCUCCACCCACCAUGCUCGCACUUUUUUUUUUUAAAUGAAUAAGUUUCUAGUGAAUUCCAACUAAUUUUUUUUCUUUUUUUAAUUUCUCUUCGUCCUCAACCAUACCGUUAUAAAUGGAUUUAGGCUUAAUAAGGCAAAGUAAGGAAAUCAUUUUCAUUGAAGCCUAAACUAAACUGGAAUAGAAGCUGCAAACCAGAAGCAGCAGCAGUAGUGGUAUAAAGACAGAUUUUGGGAGCUGCUGGGCCAAGUUUACUUUUUUGUUUGUUUUAUGAUUCUAGUCUGAAGCUGGCUAUGGAGUGGCCAAAUAUUAGAUGGCAUGCUGAUUCUAACCAUGGGCUGAGUUUGCUCAUAUGCUGUGCACCAGGCAAAAGCUUGAAUACUUGUGUUGUAUGCUUGUUCCAGCCACUGCUUGUGUGAGCAUUUUUGUGCCUUGCAACAGUAAAUAACACUUAAAUUCUGUUUGUUGCAUCACUAAAGCCUUUUUAAAAUGAGCCUAGUAGUGAAAGGCAUCCAGCUGACUUUUUGAUUCCAGGAUUAUUGAUUGAUUGGAUUGGGGUUUGGUUUUUUUUUUUGCAUUAAAUUUUUAUGACAGAAUAAAUCAUAUGGAGAGUCAGGGAAUAAAAAGCCAAAAGAAAGAUGUAGAAGCUUUUUCUUUUUUUAAUGUAUUGCUUCUAAACUUUUUUCUACUACUCCUCCCCAGUCCUAUUUAGUUUGUUAUUGCUGCUCUUUUUCUUUCUGUAUCUAUGCCUUUUUUCACAGUAGUCCUUGGCUCUGCACGGAAUAAAUGAUACCCUCAAAUCUAAUUGGAUGUGCUUUCGCCUCUGCAUGUAAGUACGGUAGUAAGAAACCUUUGAGAUCUUUCUGACUUUAAAAAUUAGAACAACCAUGGGAUGGAUGGAUUUUUUAUUUUUUCUUUUGCAGGGUUUUAGGGAGGCAAUGGUUUGGGCAGCCUUUGUUUUAAAAAAACAAAACUAAACUAAAUAUAUUUAAAAUGGCCACAUUUAUAUCAUUUUCACAAGAACCACAUAAAUUCAUCUUUCCCUUGAUAUCAGUGUGGGAGUUAGAAAUUACUAAUGCCAGUAUCAUGGAUAUCAUUGGACCUUACAGAGGGUCAACCUUGGUAAUGUCCAUGGUUUUGACAAUGUAAAUAAAGCUAGAAUGAGAAACUACUAUUUACCACUGGAGAAAAUCAAGAGGAAAAUUUUUUUUUUAUGCAAGGCUGCUAUUUGGACUGUUUAAUUUUUUGGUGAUCUUAAUGAUCUCUUCCUUGUGCUAACUGCUGACAGUGGUCACCUCUUUUUUUUUUUUGCCAGACAGCUCUAGCUGGCCUCUUCCCCUACCUUUUCUUCAACCAUACUGACCAUCUUUUUGCUUCUUCUGGACUUUAGUCUAGCUACCCAUGACAGUUGUAUGCACUGUAAGGUGUGAUGGAAAAGCAUUUAUGAGAAUUUACUGGCAGUUCAGAGAGUAGGUUUUCCCAGCCCAGGAUCUUUAUUAGUUGGCCAGGGUUUGGUCCAGAAAGGGCAUCAUAACCGGGGGAAUCAUCUACUGUAACACUGGGCACAGGUUACUUAUUGUUUUCCUUCUCUGCUUUGUAACCUCACCAGCAAUAACACUUAUUCUCCGUAUCUUGUGCACCUCAUACAAGUAAAGUUGGUUUCCUCACUUUCUUGCCAUAUCUGUAAGUGUUCCAAAUACAACUGUUGAAUCAGGUUUUUCAGCUGUUACCAAGUCACAUCAUACUGUCUCUGUGUGGUCCAACCAAAACUGUCCGUUUAGAUCCCUUUGCUUUGCCAUUUGCAAGUGUCUGAAAUCAUCAAGUCUCAGCUUCCAAAAGUGCUGGUUCCAUUGACUGGACACAUACGUGAUGCCUCUUUAGUGGAAAUUAUGACCUACAGAGUCUAGAUUGUAUGUAGGUAUGAAGGGAAUUUUGAAAAUAAGUUGAACGUUAAGCUGUGAACAGCAUUAGAACUUUGUCCAUUUCUUAACUUUAAAAUAUGCUGAUAUGCCUUAAACUGUAGUUGUAGAUCAUUGUCAUUUUGUUGUUUGGAAAUAACCAAUGUGUUUUCUAAAACUGUUGUGUAAUCUACUUUCAGUGUUAAUGCAGAAUUGUUAUGUAUGUAAGCUGCAUGUUAGGCGCUUGUCUUUUUUUAAAAAACUAAAAUAAUUGUAUCGAUGUGAAGCAUAUCAUUUUUUUCAAGUAUGAAAGUAAUCACUUAGCAAACAAGUUCGGUAAUUUGGUGUCUGUUAAGAUAGGAGAGUGAUGGACAGGUAAUCUAUGCAUAUAUCAAUAGUGCCAAGACAUAAAGUGGGGGAAAAUAUAUUUUUACCCAAACAUUGUUUUGUGUGCCCUUUUGUGAGUUCUUUUUAGUCGUUGCUUGAUAUGCAUAUGUAUACAUGCUCGUUACAUUGGAUAAGAGAAACAGGGAUGAAAGAGUCUCAUGCUUGCCUGUCUCAUCUGGAGGACUUCUAACCCUACCAUCUAGGCAGCACCAAAUUCUCCAAAAUAUUUGCUAUUAUGGUGUUCUGUGCUUUACAUAUCAUUUCUGCUACCCUUUCUCCCCUAUUCCCAUCCCCUUCUGCCCCUCUAAUUAGCAUCCCCUGGUGCCCCACUGCCCUGGCUCAGCUGAAGCAUCCUCCUCUUCCCUGGCCUCUGGGGCUAACGCAGCUGCUGCUCACCCUCCAGCCCUGCUCGGUGAAGUCACCCCUGUAACUGACAUGCUGCUGUUCUGUCACAGCUUACUGUAGAGGAGCUCCUUCUUUUUUUUUUUAAGGCUUCAAGAAUCAAAUUUGAAUCUGAACCUUUCUUUUUUCUCUUCUGUAGCUUCUUCUUUAUGUAACCGUCCUGUUGACAAGCCCUACUCUCUCCUAAUGGACAUAAAGCAUUAGAAGAGCAGGAGCUGUCUGUUGACACGUGUUGGGGAAGAGUUACCUCAUUUCCACCAUCGCCUCCUAUUCUUUUAAAGUCUGGGUCAAAUAUUGCACUGCUGUUUGUAUUUGUCGAUGUCUGUUUACAAACCACUGCCCACAGUGGAUACUGAAGUGACUUAUCACUACCAAAAAUAGUAAUAUUUAAUAACAUUAAUUAAAAGGAAAAAGGAAAUUGAGUGAAGCAAAGAACUUGGGCCAAGACCCAAGGUAGGCCAUGUGCUGAGAUCUGUUGAUAAGCUGCUGAUCCAGGAACUCAUGGACCGAAGACAGCAUGCACCCUAACAUGAGGUGGCCACCCCUUCCAGGGCCUAUAAACUUGAUCUAAUGCUAACUCCAGACCUCUCUGCCCAUGAGCAACUUUCUGAACAGCCUGAUCAGGAUCCUCAACCAUCAGGUCAUAAGAUCUGGGCAACAUUUUCCUUUUGUUAGUUUUUGGGGUGGUUUUGUUUUUGUUUUAAAACAUUUGAUAUUGCAUGAACAGAGAUGACUACAAUUUUUUUUUUAUUUGGAGUGUUCUAUUGAUACAAUGUUUUUAUUUUUCAGCUGACCAUCUGCCUCUUGAGAGAGAGAGAAGUGGGCAUCCUUCCUUUAAAUUCAGGAACCAUUGUUGUUUUAUUUGACUCUUUUUCUGUUACCUGCAUCCUUAUAUAUGUUGUUUUGGGUUUGGGAUUCUGUUUUGGAAAAAAAAAAAUUCCAGUUAGACAGUUCUGUUUUAUGUAUUGGUUAUUCAAACUUAGUUUUGGUGUUACAAUUCUGCCAGUUUUAAACUCAUUUCAGGGGGAUAUUUACAUGAACACUAAGUGACGAACUUCUGUUUAAGAUGCUCUCCUCAUCUCAGAUACAAAAAAUCCCUUUGUUGUCACUAGGGUUUUCACCUACAAGUCUGAAUCUUGUUUAAACUGUGCCAGUUUUGGGAGAUGAAUUUUUUUUUUUUUUGCCUCUGGGGCUCAAUUUAUAUUUAAAGAUACCUUAAAAUAACUUUCUGGCCCAUGCCCUGCCUGUGUAUUCAUUGUGAAGCUCUUCUUUAGAUUGUGUCAUUUUUCACCCAGGACCUAUGUGUCCUGGACCAUAGGAAAUGAACCCUGAACAAGUAUAUAUUCUCUCUGAGACAACAGGAUUAUUGAUUGUUUCUGACCGACACUGUCUUCUCAGAGUUAGCCAGGCUGCUUCUUCAAGAUUUCUGGAAGAAAAAAAAAAAC